CUAUAGGCCACAUUGGACGGACAUCGCAUUCUGCAACAUCCAAGCGAUACUUGUAGAUUGUGAUUGUCUUCGACUGCCAUAAGUCGUAAAGCUAAAAAAAUAAUUUCCAGCAAGUUGAAAUUGUCACAAAUUUGCAGGCCGGUAUGGUUUGGAUGUCACAAAAUUUGAUGUUUAAAAAUCAUUUUCCAUCAACUAUGAAAUGACAAAAAUAAAAGUAAGUACAUAUAAUGAUAUAAAUAAAAUAUUUAAUUGUCGAACCUUCUCCAUAUUAACCCUUCUACUUGCUUUCACGAGCCAUGCACAUUAAACCAACAACAACAUCCUUGAAAAAGUGUGGUAUUUGUUUGAGUGAGAGACUAUAUAUGGCUCCAGCAAAAGGAUCAUCCCUCACGCCAAUCCAGGUGGAGAACCUUCGGUUCCCAGCGGCGGUUACCUCUCCAACCACCACCAAGUCUUAUUUCCUUGGUGGCGCAGGGGAGAGGGGCUUGACGAUUGAGGGGAAGUUCAUAAAAUUCACAGGCAUAGGAGUGUAUUUGGAAGAUAAAGUAGUGGAUUCACUCGCCACCAAGUGGAAGGGUAAGAGCUCACAAGAGUUAUGUGACUCCCUGGACUUCUUCAGAGACAUCAUUUCAAGCCCCUCUGAGAAGUUAAUUCGAGGGUCCAAACUGAGGCCAUUGAGUGGCGUGGAGUACUCAAGAAAGGUGAUGGAGAAUUGUGUGGCACACAUGAAAUCCGCUGGGUCUUAUGGUGAAGCAGAGGCAGCAUCCAUUGAAAAAUUUGCAGAAGCCUUCAGGAAUGUGGAUUUUCCAUCAGGUUCCUCUGUUUUCUACCGGCAAUCACCCGAUGGAAAAUUAGGGCUUAGUUUCUCUUUGGAUGACACAAUACCAGAAGAAGAGGUUGUAGUUAUAGAAAACAAGUCACUCUCAGAAGCAGUGUUAGAGACUAUGAUUGGUGAGCACGCUGUUUCCCCUGAUUUAAAACGCUGUUUGGCUGAAAGGUUGCCUGUUGUGAUGAACCAGGGUCUUCUCCUCAGUGGAAACUGAGAAUCACUAUAGGUUGCAAAAGAUAAAGAACUUAAGCUUUUUGAAAUAUCGAAGCUUGUGUGCAUGUGUAUCUUUUACCUUCCUAUCAAUAAAGUGAUGAAUUUUUAAGUCA
Lotus japonicus is the source of this 1155-nucleotide messenger RNA. Its product is annotated as chalcone--flavanone isomerase 1-like. Bases 297 to 1043 code for a protein of 248 amino acids. Gene Ontology annotation, molecular function: chalcone isomerase activity. Lineage: Eukaryota; Viridiplantae; Streptophyta; Magnoliopsida; Fabales; Fabaceae. The transcript has 4 exons. The record is from RefSeq and is a predicted model, not a curated record. Gene Ontology annotation, biological process: flavonoid biosynthetic process.